This is a messenger RNA of Chenopodium quinoa (quinoa), 2567 nucleotides long. Its product is annotated as PTI1-like tyrosine-protein kinase 3. The transcript is spliced from 8 exons. The record is from RefSeq and is a predicted model, not a curated record. Gene Ontology annotation, biological process: protein phosphorylation. Gene Ontology annotation, molecular function: ATP binding; protein tyrosine kinase activity. Lineage: Eukaryota; Viridiplantae; Streptophyta; Magnoliopsida; Caryophyllales; Amaranthaceae. The coding region runs from base 1162 to 2262 and encodes 366 amino acids.
UUACUGAACCAUUACCUCUUCUCAACGCUCAUCUUCUUUCCCAAAUGUCGCACCAAAUAUAUCCACCCUAUAGACCUAUAACACUUCCAAAAAGCAAAACACCGUGUAAAACACCCAACACCAAAUACUAGCUCCAUUAACGCUUAGCUUCCCUCCCUCCCAAUUUACAACCAAUCUCAAAAUUCAUUCCUCCCAAACUAGCCAAUAAAAAGUCAUGAAACCUGAAAGCCAAAUCAUGUCACCCUUUAACAUAGAAAAUAAAGAUUUCAAAGAUUAAGCCCAACCAAAAAUCAAUUAACAUCACAAACCCAAAGUAUUUUUCGUGAUAUCUUUCAGAGAUAUGAUUUCGAGUCUGCAUAUCGAAAAAUCACAUAUCUCACCAAAACCCAAACUUGCCCAGUAGACCAUUGCCUCUUCUCCACACUCAUCUCCCUUCCCAAAGUCUCGGCAAGUAAACCCUAAAUCCACCUCCAAGAACCACCGACCCCGAGUAGAACACUCAGCAUAGAGUGCCAACUCCGUUAAUCCCCUCCCCUGAUUCACAACCAAUCCUCAAAUCCAAUCCUUCCAAAUCGGCCAGUCAAAAACCACAAAAUCCCAAAACCAAAUCACAAUACCCUUUUUAACAUAGAAAGUGUAGAUUUCGAAGAUUAAACCAUACUCCACCAUGAGUGUAAUCUUCUUACAUUCCUUCUAUAUAACGGCUAGUACAAAGUAUAAAGAAACAAAAUACAAUUCAAUUAAUCAAUCAAACACACCAAAAAAGAUUCCUCAAACUACUCCCACACGGUUCCAACCCACCGGCCUAUUUCUUAUUUCUUCCUUUUUGGUCCGCCCAAUCUUUAUUCUAUUUAAUUUUAUAAAAAUCUUAUAUUUUUGUUAGCAAUAAUUUAUAUUUUGCUUCAAAUAAAAUCCUUUAAUUUGUAUUUGUACAUCUGUCUUCAUUUCUUGUUUCUUCUUCCUCUUUCUCCCACCUCACCCAAAAAUACAGUGAACCAGAAAAAUCAAAAUUAAUUUUCCAAAUUAAAAUUCAAAUUGUUUACCAUUUUCUCUCUCCUUGGCCAAAACCCAGGUAAGGCACAUGCACCGCCCCCUGGCCACUUUGUACGAUUGCAAGGACAUUCUCGAGACGAUUUAAGUUUGAGAAGGCCAACAUCGAGAAUGCGGCGGUGGCUUUGUUGUACUUGCCAUGUUGAAGAGUCUUACCCAUCAAAUGAUGAACCCCUUAAAAGCCCACGGAACAAUGCGGAAAGAGCUGUAAGGAACCAAAAGCCAACAGCACCUGUAAAGGAAGAUGUGCAGAAGUCAACACCACCACCAAUUGAAGUGCCUAUCUUGUCUUUGGAUGAGCUAAAGGAAAAAACUGAUAACUUUGGAUCCAAAGCAUUAAUUGGCGAAGGUUCCUAUGGAAGAGUGUAUUAUGCUACUUUGGAGAAUGAGAAGGCAGUGGCUGUGAAAAAACUUGAUGUUUCCCAAGAACCAGAGUCCAAUGUGGAGUUUUUGACACAGGUUUCUAGAGUAUCAAGGUUGAAACAUGAAAACAUUGUUGAGUUGCAAGGCUACUGUGUAGAGGGAAACAUGCGGGUGUUAACUUACGAGUUUGCUACCAUGGGAUCCUUGCAUGAUAUCUUGCAUGGAAGGAAAGGUGUGCAAGGUGCUCAACCUGGUCCAGUGCUCGACUGGAUGCAGCGAGUUAGAAUUGCUGUUGAUGCUGCAAGGGGAUUGGAAUACCUUCAUGAGAAGAUUCAACCUGCUAUUAUUCACAGAGAUAUUAGAUCUAGUAAUGUUCUCUUGUUUGAAGAUUUCAAAGCCAAGAUUGCAGAUUUUAAUCUUUCAAAUCAGGCUCCUGAUAUGGCUGCCCGUCUUCAUUCCACCAGGGUUUUGGGCACCUUUGGAUAUCAUGCACCAGAGUAUGCAAUGACUGGACAGUUGACGCAAAAGAGUGAUGUGUACAGUUUUGGUGUGGUUCUUUUGGAGCUUUUAACUGGCCGCAAACCCGUUGAUCAUACUAUGCCUCGUGGUCAGCAAAGUCUGGUUACUUGGGCAACUCCAAGGCUUAGUGAAGAUAAAGUUAAGCAGUGUGUUGACCCCAGAUUGAAGGAUUACCCUGCAAAAGGAGUUGCUAAGUUGGCUGCUGUGGCAGCUCUUUGUGUUCAAUAUGAAGGUGAAUUUAGGCCAAACAUGAGCAUCGUUGUCAAAGCACUCCAGCCAUUACUAAAGCCACCAGCUGCUGCACCAGUUUCAGCUCCGGAGGCAACUUAAUAGGGAGAAUAUUUACUGUCAAAUUAAUUCAUUGCGUUGAUUGUGUUAGAAAAAUUCUUCAACUGUUUGGUUUCUCCUGUUCCUGGACUAUUGGCAGGCUUUUGUUCAUCAGCAUAUAUAUCCCGAUUUUUUUUAUUCGUUCCUGAGUUUGGGAAAAAAAAAAAAGUUGAUGUUUUGAAAAUCCGUUGCGAGUCUUUUUUGUGCUUUUACGGAUUACUCGACUAUUUGUAUGAGAAGAAUAGAUAAAAUAUGUGAUCAAAUUCAAAAUUCGAAAACGUCAAAUAGACGUAUACUUUCUUGUUGUA